UCAGGGAUCAAUCAUUCGCAGUCUACUGUGCAACCAAAACAAACGUAUCAAAAUGGCAGCUAAGUUCGUCGUUGUUGCUCUCCUGGUGGCGGCCGCUCACGGCAGCGCGAUCCACGGCGCCGACUACACCAGCUUCUCGUACGGCGUGUCCGACCCGCACACCGGCGACGUCAAGAGCCAGCACGAGACCCGCGUCGGCGACAGCGUCCGCGGCCAGUACUCGCUGCUGGAGUCCGACGGCACGAAGCGCACCGUAGACUACGCCGCUGACGCGCACAGCGGCUUCAACGCCGUCGUCCGCAAGGACCCCGCUCUGGUCGCGCACGCCGCCUACGCCGCGCCCGUGGCCCACGCCGCGUACGCCGCGCCCGUCGCCCACGCCGCUCCCGUCGCCUACGCCGCGCCCGUGGCUCACGCUCCCGUCGCGUACGCCGCGCACGCCGCCGCUCCCGUCGCCGUCUCUGCCUACUCCACCUCCCUCGCCCACGGCGCGCCCCUCGCCCACGCCGCGCCCCUCGCCUACGCCGCUCCCCUGGCGCACGGUGCCUACGGGCUCGCCGCUGGACACGGUGCCUACGGCAUUGCCGCUGGUCAUGGACUCUACGGCUCCCACCUCGGAUAUGCUGCCUACUAGAUAAUUUAUUAUGUACCUGAAUAGAUCAUAUUGACCUGUUAAGAACUACGCAUGACUGUGAUGUUAUAAACCUUUUUGGUGACUCUAA
This is a messenger RNA of Ostrinia furnacalis (Asian corn borer), 722 nucleotides long. RefSeq names its product larval/pupal rigid cuticle protein 66-like. Gene Ontology annotation, cellular component: extracellular matrix. Lineage: Eukaryota; Metazoa; Arthropoda; Insecta; Lepidoptera; Crambidae. The record is from RefSeq and is a predicted model, not a curated record. Bases 53 to 634 code for a protein of 193 amino acids. The transcript has 2 exons.